Morus notabilis is the source of this 1981-nucleotide messenger RNA. RefSeq lists its product as uncharacterized. The record is from RefSeq and is a predicted model, not a curated record. The coding region runs from base 137 to 1780 and encodes 547 amino acids. The transcript has 3 exons. NCBI's taxonomy places the organism in Eukaryota, Viridiplantae, Streptophyta, Magnoliopsida, Rosales, Moraceae.
UUUGAAUUAGAAAAAAAAAAAAUUGCGUUUAUUUAAUAUGGCGCGCCACGGUGUCGUUCCUUUCUGAAGUAUCAAACUCAUCAAUUGUAAUGUUCUCCUUCUCCCGCUGAGAAAUCAGAAAGAAAGAUCGGGAGAAAUGGAAAUCCCGAUUGAUCUGAUAAAGCAAGUCCAGAUCUCACUCCGCAAACAUGCGAAUCUCUCGUCGUACGACCCAGACGAUCCCUCUCUCCCGAAUCUUCCGUCGCCGGAGGAAGCCGUUGCGGCGCUCGAUUCUUCGCCGCCGUACCUCCGGUGUCGGCAUUGCAAGGGCAGACUCCUCCGUGGAGUACAGUCUCUUAUUUGUGUCUUUUGCGGCCAAGAAGCCUUCAACGACGUCGUACCCGACCCUCUCAAUUUCCGAAACACUCUUGGCUAUCGCUGGCUGCUCGAAUCCCUGAAUUUGGACGGAUCGGAGACUGUGGCACCACCUGGUGAAGUAAAUAAUUCGCAAAGAGGAAGGACUGCUCCGAAAGAUGAAUUGCCAUUGUCUGAUCUUCUAAAUUUAGAGAUAAAAUGGCCAUCUGAGUUGGAGAAAUUUGGAUCUCGUCUCUCAAAUGAAACACCAGUACAGAGCAAAAGUUCCUUGAAUUUGUCUGGAGUAAAUAUUGAGAACUUCUUUGCUCAGAAAGAGAAAGGGGCUUCUUCUAACGUAUCUGCAGAGCCGUCAAUGUCUAGCAACCAGAUUGAUGGUGGGGAAAUUAGACAAGGUCAUGAAAUUGAUGAUUUGUUUGAGAGUGCUAAGCUUUCUGGAACUGUUCAUGAGAAUCUUAGUUUGUUUGAGAAUGCUAAGCCUUCUGAAACCGGUCGUGAGAAUCUUACUUUGUUUGAGAAUGCCCAGCCUUCCAAAACCUCUGUGUCAUCUACUGAAAGUGAGAGUAAAAAUUUGUCUGAUUCUGGUUGGGGAACAGAUUUUCAAUCUGCCGCUUCGGCAACACCUCAUAAGGACUCAACAUCAUUUGAUCCUUUCAUGGGUUCCACAGAUCUUUCUACUCACAUGGAUGAAGUAUUUGGUCCCGCAAAAGACUCUAUUGGCAAGAAGGAUGAAGAGACAGUUGGAUCUGCAUCCAUGGCUAGUGAUUGGUUUGUAGAUGAUGCACAGAAAAAUUCCAACUCGGGGUUAAAUAGUCCUUUGGAGGACUUUAAAACGACCGCAAAUGUGAAUAAUGAAAACAUAGUGGGAAAUGUGAAUUAUUCUUCAUCUACCGAUGUUGAUUGGGUCGAAGACAAUAGAUGGCAAAGUAACAGCAAAAAUGAACCUGGCAGUAAGGCUGAUGAGGAAAAUGAUUCGUUUGACGAUUGGAAUGAUUUUGCUAGCUCAACUGUUGCACAAGAUCCUUCUAAUACUACUUGGAAACAAACCACAAUGCCGUCUAAUGAUAAGACUUCAGAAAUAAAUUUGUUUAGCUCAGAUGAUCACUCCCAGGAUAUAAAUUUCUCUGAUAGCUUUUUGCAACCAGAUCUAUUUUCACGAGUAUUUAGUAGCUCAAAUGCUUCAACAGAAGGGAAUAAAAGGCUGCCAGAAGCCAUUGUCUUUGACAGGUCACCUGAUGCUAACACAAAAGUUGGAGGGAAUUCUGAAGACGUUGCAAAAGCUGGAGAUGAUUACCGUGCAGAAACAACAUCCAAGGAGAAUGAUGUAGAGACAUUGCUGUCCCAGAUGCAUGAUCUCUCUUUUAUGCUCGAGAGCAAUCUUUCGAUCCCUCCCACACAACAAGGGUCGAAUUCAAAAUCUCAAGAUUGAGGCCUAUUGUUCUCUAUCUUGAAUUUUUAUUAUGUAAUGUUUAUUCUCCAUUAUGCUUUCAGUUGUUACUGUAGACGAAAAUUUUACCGUAUGAGAGUUGCCAUGAUGGAGGCUGUUUUCCUCCCUUUCCAUCCCCACCAGACCACAAUCAACUAGAUUGUGAUUCCUUAGGCCUCGUUCACUUCACGGAUUCGAAUUUUC